AGAAAAAGCAGUCGUUUUUCCUUUUUGUUUCUGCUUUUUUUUUUUUUUGAUAUUUUUUUUUCCCCCUCCCUUGAUACCAAAAAAAAACCCCCAAAUUCUUUCCAGUCAAACCCCUCAUUCAUCAUGUCCUCGCAAGAAUAUGCUAGUGGCGUCUCGUCGUCGUCGCAGGCCAUGCGGGCUUCCAAGUACAAGCAGACGCGUGCCACGGAUGCGGGCACGAUGCGCGAGCGCCGCGCGACUCAGCAGUCAGACUUGCGCAAGCGCCAGCAAUCAGAAAUCCUGGCCAAGCGUCGCAGGGAUCUCCUUGCCGACGAGUCGCCGACCGUGCAAGAGUACCUGAACCAGUUGCCGCAGAUUGCUGCCGGCAUUCUCAGCGACGACCCCGAGCUCCAGCUCGACUGCACCAUCAAAAUCCGCAGGUUACUUUCCAAGGAGCGCAGCCCGCCAAUCGACAGGGUUGUUCAAAUCAACAAUGGAAUUCUGAUCCCGCGCCUCGUCUCCUUCCUCAAUACCGAAAAUGGCAACACGCUCUUGCAGUUUGAGGCGGCCUGGGCCUUGACCAAUAUUGUUUCUGGCGACUCUGUGUACACUUCGCUUGUUGUUGCUGCCGACGCCGUCCCGUACUUUGUCGCCCUGUUGUAUAGCCAGGACGACAAUGUCAAGGAGCAGGCCGUGUGGGCGCUUGGCAACAUUGCCGGCGACAAGCCCGCCUUCCGCGACGUGGUUCUCCACAAUGGCGUCAUGACCCCGCUUGUCACCAUUAUUCGGAGUUCCUCCAAGAUGGCGAUGGUCCGCAACGCCACUUGGACGCUCUCCAACUUGUGCCGUGGCAAGACCCCCCCGCCAAACAUGCAAAUCAUUUCCCCUGCCCUUUCAGUCAUCCCCAUUCUUCUCUACGUCAAGGACGAGGAGAUUUUGACCGACACGUGCUGGGCGCUGUCCUACCUGACUGACGCCGACAGCCUUCAGAUCCAAACCAUCGUCGACACUGGCAUCACCCCGCGCCUGACUGAGCUGCUCCUGCACCACAACAUUAACGUUGUGACACCUGCCGUGCGAACAGUUGGCAACAUUGUCACUGCCGACGACAGACUGACGCAGGUUGUCGUCAACCACGGCGUUCUCGCCAAGCUUGGCACCCUCCUCCAUGGCCUCCGUGACAACAUCAAGAAGGAGGCCUGCUGGACCAUUUCCAACAUUACCGCUGGCUCUGCCGACCAAAUCCAAGCCGUGAUCAACGCCAACCUCAUCCCUCCGUUGUUGGUGCAGCUGCAGACCGGCGAGCCCAAGACUCGCAAGGAGGCCGCGUGGGCCAUUGCCAAUGCGUGUGCUGGUGGCUUGCAGCAGCAAGUCCUGUUCAUCGUUGAUGCUGGUGCCGUUUUGCCCCUCUGCGCGCAGUUGGUAUCGACCGACCUCAAGCUCGUCCACAUGAUUCUCCAGGCUCUCGACCGUGUCUUUUUCUUCUGCCCGGAGACACUUGACCUGGUCGAGUCGCAGAACGUCCACCACGUUAUCGAGAGUCUGCAGAACAGUCCCGCCCCGAACGUCGCACAAAAGGCCGCAGAGCUGAUUCGCAAUCACGUCAGCGACGAGAGUUACGAAGCUCUUGCCCCGGCUCAGACCCAGUCUGCGUACCAGUUUGGUGGUAUCGCUCCUUCCAACGGUGGUUUCAAGUUUUGAAGUUUGCCCUUGUGCCCGUCAAAACACGUUUGCACCCACCAAACUCCCCACUCACUCACAUUUCACACCUGUUCCAACAGUUCCGAUUUCCAACAAUUCCGAUUUUUCCAACCAGACUUAACACACUCACAACUUAGCACCCUCACCCCCCUUCUCCAUCACCAUUCAUUCCACCACAGCCCUCCAUUUGCUUGUUUCCUCUUUGCCUUUGUUUUGUUGUAUCUGGUGUUUCUCCCAAACUCGAGCGAGCGACCUCCCACUACAAAAUGAUUGUCUGAAUUUGUGCUAUUAAUGGAUUCUGAUUAAACCGAAACAAACUUGCCAA
This is a messenger RNA of Capsaspora owczarzaki ATCC 30864, 2005 nucleotides long. RefSeq lists its product as hypothetical. The record is from RefSeq and is a predicted model, not a curated record. Bases 124 to 1680 code for a protein of 518 amino acids. Gene Ontology annotation, molecular function: nuclear import signal receptor activity; protein binding. Lineage: Eukaryota; Filasterea; Ministeriida; Capsasporidae. The transcript is spliced from 2 exons. Gene Ontology annotation, biological process: NLS-bearing protein import into nucleus. Gene Ontology annotation, cellular component: cytoplasm; nucleus.